UGCCAACGCAGUUCUUCGGGAGCGGACAAGCGCAUAGUCUAAAAAUGCCAACUACAGUGACACAGACGGAAAGGGAGAGAAAGAAACAGAAAGAGGGAGGUAGAGAGAGAGGGGGCAGUGAUCAACAGUGAGUGAGCGAGAGAUAGAACUGCAGCAGACCUGGAUCAGAUAGCAGAGAUAGAGAGAAAGAGCGAGAGACAGAGAAAGAAGAGAGGGUGACUGUAUGGAUUGGACAAGGUUGGGGGAAACGUUAAACAAGUGGACCCCUCCAGAGAGAGAGAGAGAGAUCCCCAAAGAUCAUUCGGACUGAAAUAUCAUGCUGCUUUUCCCAGAAAAUUGUUACCUAGAGAGGUUACCUUUGGGGGUUCUUGUCAUUUGUGAAGGGCUACUUUCCUUCCCAAUUUUCUCAUCUAUCUAUUUCUGAAAACGAGAGCACACAGAACCCAGAGCACCUAUCGAGUGUGUCUUGCUGGAACAGGUGUUGUGUAGCGGUACAGUCCCUAUCCUGUCACUGCGUUGUGUUGUGCAGACACUUUUCCUGAACGGAGAAAGAGACUAUUGACGACCAGGACCGAUCGAGAUGAAGAAGCUCAGCGGCUUUUUCCGGUUCUGCCUCACUCGGAUGGAGUGGUUCUACCCAUAAAGGAUCUGAAGAGAAUUAGCCAGAACCCAGCAGAGAACAUGCUACAGUUUGGCUAAAGAACCUUAGCGAGCAGAAGGGGAACUGGAAAACCUCUGUGGAAAUCUCUGUACCUCUGUUUUAGAGCAGUUGGAGAAAGGGAACUUUAACUUGAACAAAUAGGGAUCAUCACAUCACAAGGUCAGGAAGGGUGUGUCUAGGACCCAUUUGGCCACUUGGACAGAGAUCUGUUUUGGCAUCAGGGGGGAACUGCCUAUGCCCAUUUCCUGUGAUCCCCAGUGCUAUUUCCCGCAUCUCGACUACCACUCUGACUGUUGAGUUGGAGCAGCGACACUCUGGUGCUCCACUGGCUGAGCCUGACUUGGUCAUGAGUGUGGUCGGGGCGCACCGCUACAGCAUUGUGUCCUCGGAGGAAGAAGGUCUGCGUCUCGGUGCCAUGCCUUCCGUCACAAUGGGCAACGGCUUCGGUAACGGCAAGAUCCACACGACGCGCCGCAAGUGCCGCAGCCGCUUCGUGAACAAGAACGGCCAGUGCAAUGUGCACUUCUCGCACAUGGACGAGAAGUCGCAGCGCUACAUGUCGGACAUCUUCACCACGUGCGUGGACAUCCGCUGGCGCUGGAUGUUCCUGAUGUUCACACUGGUGUUCGUGGUGUCCUGGCUGGCAUUCGGCCUGGCCUUCUGGGUCAUCGCUUUGCUUCACGGAGAUAUGGACAACCCGGGUGGUGGAGAUGAUAACUUCACCCCCUGCGUCCUGCAGGUCAACAGCUUUGUGGCCGCCUUCCUGUUCUCCGUGGAGACACAGACCACCAUUGGUUAUGGCUUCCGCUGCGUGACGGAGGAGUGCCCCUCAGCCGUUUUCAUGGUGGUCUUCCAAUCCAUUUUCGGCUGCAUCAUCGACUCCUUCAUGAUCGGUGCCAUCUUAGCCAAGAUGGCGCGGCCUAAGAAGCGUGCAGAGACGCUACUGUUCAGCAACAAUGCAGUGAUCGCCAUGCGGGAUGGGAAGCUGAGCCUUAUGUGGAGGGUGGGUAACCUGAGGAAGAGCCACAUGGUGGAGGCCCAUGUCCGGGCCCAGCUCAUCAAGCCCCGCAUCACAGAGGAGGGUGAGUACAUCCCCCUGGACCAGAUCGACAUCAACGUAGGGUAUGACACGGGCAUUGACCGCAUCUUCCUGGUCUCUCCGCUCACCAUUGUGCAUGAGAUCGAUGAGGAGAGCCCCCUGUUUGGCAUCAGCAAGCAGGACCUGGAGUUGUCCGACUUUGAGAUAGUGGUGAUACUUGAAGGGAUGGUGGAAGCCACAGCCAUGACAGCGCAAGCUCGCAGCUCCUACCUGUCCUCAGAGAUUCUGUGGGGUCACCGCUUCGAGCCUGUCGUCUUCGAGGAGAAGAGCCAGUACAAAGUGGAUUACGCUCACUUCCACAAAACCUUUGAGGUGCCAUCCACCCCCCAGUGCAGUGCCAAGGACAUGGCGGAGAUGGAGGAUGAGAACAAGGAUCCUACGCCUACUGCCAACACUUUCUGCUAUGAGAAUGAGCUGGCUUUCAACAGCCAGGACGAGGAAGAGGAUGAGGAGGGGGAGGAGGAUGGGGACAGGGUGCCAGAGCUGGAGAGACUGCAGGCCACCGUCAGCCUAGACCAGAGGUCAUAUCGUAGAGAAUCAGAGAUAUGACCUUUGACAUUUGACCUUUCAAAAUAGUUUUCUUGUAACUCAGUUCUAGCGGGUUGUUUUCCAAGUGAAUACAUGCAGAGCAAUGCAAGUGCCAAAUGAAACCCAUGACUUAUGUGUUCGCAUCACGCUACAGCCAUGAGGAAGGAGGAAAUCACUCUGAAACAGCCAUGCUUGCUCAUAGCAUGGAAUAACAGGAACAGUCAUAAAAAAGACCCCUCUCUCUUUAAGAAAACUUUAAAUCUUUUGGUCAUGAGAUGGUUUGAGGUAGGAGCUUUAUAUAAUGCAAUAUUCAUUGUCUAUUAGGAAAUAAUAUCUUAGCUCUAAAAAAAUAUAUAUUGAUUUCUUAGUUGAGUGUGUGAAGUAUUUUCAACAGAUCAAGAGGGGAUUUUGGGGGAUUCUUACAACUGCCCUGUAUUGUAGUUUACAGAGUCAAAGAGGCAGAGUGUGCUGGAAAUAGAAACACUGGAUACUUACUGCUGUUUAGUUAAACAUUUUAUAUAUGCACACCUGUAGUUUUAAAGGUGCUUUCCAUAAACAUUGCCUGCUGCUAAUUAGCUAUUUGAAAUAAAUAUGAAAUAUAAACUUCAAAUUGGAAGAAUACAGUGAUAAAAUGCAUAAAUGCAUACGUUUGCGUUGUGUAUUUUGCAUUUCUAUACAAUUUGAAUCCCUUAGAAAGUGAACAAUUGAUAGCAUGAAAGUAGAUUUUGUUAUAUUACUGGGAAUCUGUAUAGAAAACAAUUAGUGGGCACAAUUUACUAUCAAGUGAACAAAACACUUUGUUUUGCUGUCUAAAUCACUCUCUAGCAAUUGCACCCCACCACUUUAUUUGUUUUGAACAGGGAAUCUGAUUGAUUUAGACAGCUCCAGUUAUUGCACACAGCUGAACGGCAGACCAGGCAUUGAUAAAGCACAGUUACAGGUUAGCUCGUACCGAAAUCUAGCACAAAUAGAACAAAGCACUGCAUUAAGGGGCUACACUCGGCUACACUUGAAAAUCAAACAAAUUAACCCAUUAGCCACCGCACAAAAGCAAAAGAUUGGCUAACAAAAGAGCGGUAGCCUUAGCUGUAUAUUAGGCUACAUUUCAGCUGAUAAUACUAAAAUGGGAGUUGGCUGGGUGACUGAGGUUAAAGACCAGAUAAUAUAGAACUGUAGAAUUGACCUACUGACAGACAGUCUUACCAAAAACCUUAAAACAGAGGAAAUAAGUGAAAAGUGGGAAUAAAGUAUGGUACGGUACUAAAAAUGGGUAUAUAAUUUGCACUGUUACAUCUCCUUCCAGUCAUCACAUUGGCUGAGGAGACAUCAAUCAAGACAUGGGUCAUGUUCAUUAGGCACCAAAAGGGAAUAAAAACAGAUUAAAACAGGAACCGCAAAUUUUUGUUUACUAUUGCAUAUGUUUUGAAACGUUGUGUGCCCUAAUGAACAUGGCCAUGAGGUUGCUUAAAGAGGAGAUACCAUUGGACAUCCCUAAACAGACCCAAAGGAGGAAAUAGUGAGAAAUAGAAUAAUGGAGAGAGACAAAAGAGGAUUACAUUAGCGACCUGUUCUCCCACAAGGGCUCUUUGCAGACAGGCAGCACUUGGAGAAAUGAACAUGUCUAAUUACAGUACGGGGGGAAUAUGUAACAUAAUUUAAUAAAUUAAAUGUGUUGUAGAAAUAGAUUAUUGCCUGCAAAACUUGUCACCGCGAAUUAGAAAAACUCUGGGUAGGAAAUAGUGCCAAAUGGUACCUAUUCCCUACAUAGUGCACCACUUUUGACCAGAACCCAUAGUACUUAUUCCCUACAUAGUGCACUGCUUUUGACCAGAGCCCUAUAGGUGUGUAGGGAAUAGGAUGCCAUUUGUGAUGCAAUCCUUGUUCUUUCUGCUUUUCAUAUCUGAACUAUGCACCUUAGAUACAGUUUUUUAAAAAGAAGAGUGAAAAUUAAUAACAACAUGAAAACAAUACUAUAGAGUCAAGACAGGUCAUUAAUUUAGGUUCAACACAACAGUAAGUGUACACCUGACAGAUUUGGACAUAUGUCAGUAAUAUGGUAGUAGAUCAGACCCUCUCUUAGGUUAGGUUACUACUGUUUAACUUACACCAAUUUCUGCUACUCCAGUUUUGAACGGGAAUCAAGAAGUGUAUGGUGGUAGGGACUAGUACUACAGUGGUUUAUGUUCAAUUAAAACUGGGUUGUACAGUCCUGCUAUCCAGAAUACGGCUUGUCUAUCAAGGUCCAUUCAGAUGAGCAUUAUUCUCAAGGUGAAGCUUGCUGUUGGCUUUUGUGGCCGUGUAUCAGAACCUCUCAUGUUGUAUCCGAUCCAAUCAACUGACUCUUAUUAUUCAAACCCUUGGCGAUAGACAGAAGAUAGGCCCAAAAUAGACCUCCUGAUGCUUCUUUUCUUUCAACACUUUCAAGCAACACAAAACUUUGGCUUCAAGCCCUAACUACCCGUCGGGACUCUUCUUCCCAAAUGAAACCUAAACCAAAGUUGUGUACUGGACUGUGUAGUCAGAGCCAGAUAAAGCUGGUUUUAGUGCAUGAGCUUGAGCAAUACUCGUCCAUGUACUGUAUGUGUCAAGUUGCGAUAUCCAAAAUGGCACUCUAUUCCCUAUAUAGUCUACUAUGGUGCUCUUGCUCUGGUAGAGCAAAGUAAAAUAGAGUACUACAGUACAUAGAGAAUAAGGUGCCAUUAAGGGCGCACCCUCAGUCCUCCCUACAAACCCAACAGAGCCCCAGGAUACUGUAUGGAGGAUCCACAGCCCGGUCAAACAGGUUACUGUUUUCUAGUAUAUUUUUGUAGAGUACCAGAAUUCCUUGUCCCUCCUACUGCAUAAAAUAACUCACUAUAUAGCCCUGUAUGACCUAUAAUAGUUUUUGUGGCAAUCUUUCAUAGAGUAGACAUUAGGGACAUAGAAAUGUCUUGUAUAGAAUGGCCAUCACCUUUUGAAAAGCAAUGUUGGAUGGAUGCCAGUCAGAUGGCUAAUGAACUUGGAGGAGUAGUGGUUUGACGAAAUAUUAAAGUAAUUGAUGAUUUUUUUGUUUUGUUUCAGAACUUUGUGUAAUUCACACACUAUCUGAUCUGUUAAAUUGUGCGGCUAUGUCGUUUUGUUCAUAAUAAUUAAUGUGGAAUGGAGAGAACAGUAUCAAUACAUUGUAAUUCUAAACUAGCUCUCACAGUCUCACGUCAGAAUUAGACGUUCAUCCAUGUCUCUCAAACGUCCAAUUUCUAAGUUCUUCGAAACGUCAAAUUGUGGACUUAGGCAGUAACUCCACAUUUUGUGGAGUUAAAAACUUAAAAACAACUUUCUUUCACUGAAUUUGAACAUGCAACCUUUGACAGCAGAUGCCUAUGCUUACCCACCAUCCCUGUCUACAAUGUCUAAGCAAAACCAAAACCUACUUGAAGGUAACAGCGCUCCCUGUUGCACCUAGUGGCCAGUUUCCACGUCAUAUCAGAUAUUGAUAUAUGUCGACUCCUGACUGGUGUCACGGGUGAACUACAGCAUCACAUUAUUUAGCUUUCUGGGAAGGUUAACACAUGGCAAGGAAGAUUAGUUGCGUGCAAAUGGCACGAUAUUUCUUUAAUCAUGCACAACUUUGGGCCCUGGUCAAAAGUAGUGCACUUUGAAGGGAAACAUUUAAGUCAUUUAACAUUUAAGUCAUUUAGCAGACGCUCUUAUCCAGAGCGACUUACAAAUUGGUGCAUUCACCUAAUGACAUCCAGUGGAACAGCCACUUUACAAUAGUGCAUCUAAAUCUUUUAAGGGGGGGGGGGGGCAGAAGGAUUGCUUUAUCCUAUCCUAGGUAUUCCUUGAAGAGGUGGGGUUUCAGGUGUCUCCGGAAGGUGGUGAUUGACUCCGCUGUCCUGGCGUCGUGAGGGAGUUUGUUCCACCAUUGGGGUGCCAGAGCAGCGAACAGUUUUGACUGGGCUGAGCGGGAACUGUACUUCCUCAGUGGUAGGGAGGCGAGCAGGCCAGAGGUGGAUGAACGCAGUGCCCUUGUUUGGGUGUAGGGCCUGAUCAGAGCCUGAAGGUACUGAGGUGCCGUUCCCCUCACAGCUCCGUAGGCAAGCACCAUGGUCUUGUAGCGGAUGCGAGCUUCAACUGGAAGCCAGUGGAGAGAGCGGAGGAGCGGGGUGACGUGAGAGAACUUGGGAAGGUUGAACACCAGACGGGCUGCGGCGUUCUGGAUGAGUUGUAGGGGUUUGAUGGCACAGGCAGGGAGCCCAGCCAACAGCGAGUUGCAGUAAUCCAGACGGGAGAUGACAAGUGCCUGGAUUAGGACCUGCGCCGCUUCCUGUGUGAGGCAGGGUCGUACUCUGCGGAUGUUGUAGAGCAUGAACCUACAGGAACGGGCCACCGCCUUGAUGUUAGUUGAGAACGACAGGGUGUUGUCCAGGAUCACGCCAAGGUUCUUAGCGCUCUGGGAGGAGGACACAAUGGAGUUGUCAACCGUGAUGGCGAGAUCAUGGAACGGGCAGUCCUUCCCCGGGAGGAAGAGCAGCUCCGUCUUGCCGAGGUUCAGCUUGAGGUGGUGAUCCGUCAUCCACACUGAUAUGUCUGCCAGACAUGCAGAGAUGCGAUUCGCCACCUGGUCAUCAGAAACGUGCUGCUACUACUGUACAAGGUGUCAUCUCUGUAAUAAUGAUGGCAAUGGGCGAUCAUAGAGAUGCAAAAAAUCAUCAACAUCUGCUUUAUCUACGGUAUCAUAGGGUAGUGGAUGACCAUUGAUAUUUAAUGAGCCGAAUUAACACUUUUGAUACCCAAUUCCCUAUAUAGUGCACUACCUAUGCCCUGGUCAAAAGUAUUUCACUAUGUAAGGAAUAGGGUGCCAUUUGUGACUUAGACUUAAUUAUCCAUGACUCUUAGUAAUACUCCCAUAUGGGUCCGUAGAUAGGGCAGUCUGUCUAUGUGCAGUGGAAUCUUACUUGCUCACUAUUUUCAUAAAUCAACACUAUUCUAUUUUUAUAUCCAUCUUGGUGAGCUGUUUUUUCUUCUUAAUAUCUCUGAAUAUGCUUGGAGGAUGAGGAAAGGGGUUGAGUUAGGUUGAUACUUGAGCACAAACUGAAACUGAAAACCUGGGGAUGAGGAGAAGGAAUUGGGGGGGGAAGAUACAAACUGAAACUGCGUUCAAACUGAGCUUUUAGCACGUCAUAACUACUGAUCUAUAAUCUCUAAAUCUAGAUUUAAAAUACCAAUAACAUAAGCCAUCAGAUGAUACCAACCAGAAAGUUGUGGAGAUAUAAGAGAUGUCCGAGCUGCUCACUAAGUCUCUGAUUAAAACUAAUUGCUAUUUAUCUUCAGAAAGGAGAAGGGAUUCGGUAACUGACUCGACUGGAUGGACUGGUUGAGCUUUGACCUCUAUCGGACGUCUUCCACUCUCUGAACGAGCCCGAGAUGCUGAAUUACACUGACUGGGUUGUAUUGAUAUAUUUUUCUCCUACCUUUUGGUUUAUUUCAAUGAACAAUAAACGAUGAAAACUUUAAUAAAUCAUCAAAAAAAUAUAUAUAAUUACAAGAUGUAA
Salvelinus fontinalis (brook trout) is the source of this 7822-nucleotide messenger RNA. Its product is annotated as ATP-sensitive inward rectifier potassium channel 12-like. Gene Ontology annotation, molecular function: inward rectifier potassium channel activity. NCBI's taxonomy places the organism in Eukaryota, Metazoa, Chordata, Actinopteri, Salmoniformes, Salmonidae. Gene Ontology annotation, cellular component: plasma membrane. Bases 1008 to 2309 code for a protein of 433 amino acids. Gene Ontology annotation, biological process: potassium ion import across plasma membrane; regulation of monoatomic ion transmembrane transport. The record is from RefSeq and is a predicted model, not a curated record. The transcript has 2 exons.